GAGGGGCUGGGGGCCGGGACUCCUGGGACUGGGGCAGGCUGGGCUGAGCGAGCCGGGUCGGGCUUCCGAGGUCUCCGCACGCGCGUGCAAGGCGGGAUCCCCCGGCCCCUCCUCCGCCGCCGGGCGCCGCCCCGCCCCCGCCCCCGACCCGGGCCCUCCUGAGCGUGAGCAGCGAGGAGCCGGCGGGCCAGCGGGCGUCCCUGCGGCCAGCGAGCGGGAGGAGGAGCCGCCGCCACGCCAGGGGCAGCCGGAGGAGCCGAGGAGGGCGCCCCAGGUUGUUGCCCCCUCCCUCUCUUGAGAUGUCAGGAAGGCGGGGGCCACCUGUGUCCUCCACAGGGGCCCCUGGAAGCCUGGGGGCCCUCAUCCCCGGAUCUUGGAGGCGGAGGAGGUGCUACUGACAGGUGCUCCGAGAGAUGCCCCCCCACUCCUCAUGCUCCCUUCCCAUCCUCCUCCUUGUCCUCCUCCCCAGUGUCUCAAUGGAGCCCCAUCCCGCACCCUCACCACUGCCCCCAUUUCUGGCCCCUGAGUGGGACCUGCUGUCCCCUCGAGUAGCCCUGUCCAGGGGCACCCCUGCUGGGCCCCCUCUGCUCUUCCUGCUGGAAACUGGCGCCUUUGGGGACUCAGCAGCUGCCCCAGCCAACCGCAGCCGGCGUGGGGUGAGAGAGUCAGCACCAGCAAGUCGCCGGGGUGAGCUGGCUGUGUGUGAUGCAGUCAGCAGCUGGGUGACAGACCGCCGGACGGCUGUGGACUUACGUGGUCGAGAGGUGGAGGUGUUGGGCGAGGUGCCUGCGGCUGGUGGCAGUCCCCUCCGCCAGUAUUUCUUUGAGACCCGCUGCAAGGCUGAUAGCACUGGGGAAGGCGACCCUGGUGGGGGUGCAGGGGGCUGCCGGGGUGUGGAUCGGAGGCACUGGGUAUCUGAAUGCAAGGCCAAGCAGUCCUAUGUGCGGGCGUUGACCACCGAUGCCCAGGGCCGUGUGGGCUGGCGAUGGAUUCGAAUUGACACUGCCUGCGUCUGCACACUCCUAAGCCGGACUGGCCGGGCCUGAGGCCCAUGCCCAGGAACUGGUCAGGCAGAGAAAGAAGAGAAAUGGAUGCUGAGGAACAUCACGGGUGGCCUGGCUGCUCUAAGGGCCUCUGUUUGGGAGCUUGUUAAAUGAUCACAAUAUCACAGCUGUCUGAUUUUGAGAGCUCAAUCUGUUGCAGGAUGGGUGAUGAAACCGAGUGGGGUUUCAAUGAAUAGGAAUUCUCCUGGAGGAACUUGAGGGUAAUAAUAAUGAUAACAACAAUAAUAAGAGCCAACAUCUACUGAGUGCUUACUGUUUAUC
Molecule: messenger RNA, 1325 nt
Organism: Cynocephalus volans (Philippine flying lemur)
Lineage: Eukaryota; Metazoa; Chordata; Mammalia; Dermoptera; Cynocephalidae
Gene: NTF4
Product: neurotrophin 4
Exons: 3
Coding region: 414-1046 (210 amino acids)
Biological process (GO): cell surface receptor protein tyrosine kinase signaling pathway; neuron projection morphogenesis; modulation of chemical synaptic transmission
Cellular component (GO): dendrite; synaptic vesicle; extracellular region
Molecular function (GO): growth factor activity; nerve growth factor receptor binding
Source: RefSeq, a predicted model, not a curated record